Messenger RNA from Rotaria sp. Silwood1, 3309 nucleotides. NCBI's taxonomy places the organism in Eukaryota, Metazoa, Rotifera, Eurotatoria, Philodinida, Philodinidae. The record is from the annotation of a GenBank genome assembly.
AUGUCGCGUGUUGCAACUAACAAUUCAACACCGCGUUAUAAUAAUGGUGUUGGACAAUCAAAACCUCCAAGUAAUAAAAAUAGUAUGGGUAAUGGUGGUGGUGGUGGUGGUGGACAUGGUAUUGCUGUACGUAGUGCAGCACCACCACUUAUACAAAAAGAGACUGUACAUGCUUGCCUUGUUUGUAAUGGUGAAUACAAAGAUCCUCGAGUAUUACCAUGUACACAUACAUAUUGUUUAAAUUGUAUUCGAGAUAAAUUGAUGAAUAAUAAUCGAGUUAUUUGUCCUAAAUGUCAACAACAAGUUGACGAUAUUGAUCUCAAUGAUUUACCACGUAAUAUUAUUUUAAGUCAAGAAUGGCGUAUGAAUGUUCAACCUAUAACAUCAGUUCCAACACCUAAAAAACCUGUUACAUAUCAAUCAAUUAUAUCAACACCAACACAAAUGUCCAAUCAACAAGAUAAACGUAAAUCAAGUAUAGCCGAAAGUAAUGGUCAUAAUUCAUCAACAGGUGGAACAAAAUCCUAUGGAAUUACUUCACUUGUUAAUGCAUUUAGUAGACAAUCUGGAACAAAUGGAAAAACUAGUGGACGAUCAUCUCGUUCAUCAAGUAAAUCUAGUAUACAACAACCAGUUGUAUUGAAUUUAGUCAAAAUUUAUUCUGAAGCUACAUUAACACGACCACUAGAACAACAAAGAAGUGAUAGUGUUGUAUCAACAGGAAAAAGUGAUGAAUUAAUAAAAAUUUUUGAACAAGCAACAAAUCGUUCACAACAACAACAACAACAACAACAACAACAACAACAACAACAACAACAACUACAACAACAACAACAACAACUACAACAACAACAACAACGAACACCAUCAGCAUCAAUUAGUAAACGACCAUCACAAGCACGUGAAGAAUCUUAUGAAGAAAUGACAUGGGAUACUCUUGUACAUGGAACUGUUCCAAUAGCUCCUCCAUUUCCUGAUCAAUGGCAUAAAGCAACAGAAAAUCUUCAUUAUCCACCAGAAGCACCUGAACGACCAAUAUCAGUUGCAGCAUCUGAUCGAAGUUUAAAUGUAGAUAAUCUUCAUAAUAUAAUUGCAUCUAUAAAUGAACAUACACAUGAACGAAUUCCUCCAUCAUUUCCUCAAGGACAACUUUCAUCUUCUCAAUCACAUAGUCGUCCUUCAACUUCUUCUCGUUCACAACAUGAUUUUGAUGAUGAUGAUGAUGAUGAUAAUCAUAUGCCUAUACAACCAUCAACUUAUGCUAGUAUACAACCACGACAAAUUAAUCGUUUAGGUAGUCGUGCCGAUAGUAUUCAAAGUAGUUCUACUAGUUCAACAAUAAGACAUUCUCCAGCUCCACCAAUAAUAAAUACUUAUCAACCAAGAUCAAGUGUUGCAUCUACUCCACAAAAACAACAACAACAACAACAAGCUCAUAAAUUGCCUUCUCGUAGUUCUUCAACAACUUCACCAUCGGGAACAUCUCCAGAACGUUCUCCACAACACAUUAUUCAUACACUUGAUUUUACUGUUGAUGAAGCUCUUAAACCACGAUCUCCAUCACUUAUUUCACUUCGAUCAGCAGGUUCUGAUGAUGCCAAUGAAAAAAUACCUAUCGAUAAAACUAAUUUAUCAUCAACAGAACGCUUUAAAGCUCCUGCUGCCAAUAUUCCACCUCUUACUCAAACAAAUAAUUCAUUACGUGCUCAUUCACGAACAAAUAGUGGUUUAUCGACACCAACAAAUCGAUCAGCAUCAAGAUCUAUGGAACGUGAUACACAUUAUCUUGUUCCAACACCACCAUCAACAACAACAACAACAGCUGUAUCAUCACGUGUUGAUUUAUUAUUAUCAGAUCAAAAACGUUUAGAACGUGAAAUAGAUGAACAAAUUAAACGUUUAAAAUAUGAUUAUGAUGAUAUACGUAAACAAAUUCAUCGUAAAGAAUCUUCAAUACAUCAUGAAGUUAAAAAUUUAGCUGCAAAUUUUGAUGAUAAUAUAACAGAACAUUAUCAACGACAACAAAGAAUAUAUGCUGAUUUAGCUGCUGAUACAAAUACAAUUGGAAAUGAAUUAGAACAUUUAAAAUCAUUUACAUAUACAAAUAAUAAUAAACAACAAUUAUGGGAUAAUCUUGAAAAAAUUGAAUCUAAUAUACGAACUAUUCGUCGAACUAUUGAACAACAAAAACAAUCACAUAACGCUUUAAUAUUUGCUGAAGGACAUCGAGCUAUAGCACCUGAUACAAUUGGACAAGUAACAUAUAAUCAAAUAGAAUCUCAUCGACGUUUUAAUUCUCCAACACCACCACCACCACCAUUACCACCAACUCCAUCAUCAUUUCAUAUUGAACAAACUUCAACAAAUAUUGUACCACGUAAAUAUCUUAAAAUUGAUCAUUUAUCAACAUUAGAACCUGAAACAAUAGCAAUGACAGAAAAUAAUAAAAAAAUUUUAUUAGGUAUAUGUAAUAAAUUAUUUAUACUUAAUGAACAUGGUGAUACACUUAAAAUAAUACCAUUAUCACCAAGUAUACGUGGUAUAACUGUAUCAAAAAAAUAUCAAUCACAAAAUAUUGCUUAUAUAUCACAUGAUGAAUCCAUAAGUAUGAUUGAUAUUGAUAAUGGACAAACAUUAGAUUGUGUUAAAGAAACAGAUUCAAAUGGUCAAUCAAGUAUAUUUUUACCAUUAGGUAUUGAUACAGAUAGUACACGUGGAGAUGUUUAUGUAUGUGAUUAUCGAAAUUCAUGUGUACUUAAAUUUGAUGAUAAACUUGAAUUUAUUAAACAAUGGAAAAUUUAUAAUCAUUCUGAACAAUAUGAUGAAGCUCGACCAAAAUUAAUUUCUGUUUAUGGACAAAAAUUAUAUAUUAUUAUUGAACAUUCAAGUAAACCAUUUUAUAAUCAAGGUAUUGCUUAUACAUUUUCACUUCAUAUAUGUGAUGCUAAUUCUGGUAAUGUAAUAAAAAUAAUUGACUCUAAUGUAUUAGCAACACAACGCCUUCGUUGGCCAUGUUCUGUUCAAGCAAUAAAUAAUGAAAAAUGUUAUAUAUUAGAUACGAUGACAUCAGGCAAAUAUUUUAAUGGUCAAUGGCAAAAACAUUGGUCACGUGUACUUGAAAUUGAACCAGAUGGUCAUCAUAUUGUAACAGAAUUAUUUCAAUUAGAUAGUGAAGCAGCAACAAUGGCGAUGACUAAACAAAUAAUGACUAUUGCUGCUAAUGGUGACAUACUUUUUGUUGAUUUGAGUUUUCUUUCUAAGAAACAACAACAGAUUAGUUAUGAUCGUGAUUAUCAAAAUUUACCGUGA